Messenger RNA from Vicia villosa (hairy vetch), 3819 nucleotides. RefSeq lists its product as uncharacterized. The transcript is spliced from 4 exons. The coding region runs from base 347 to 3730 and encodes 1127 amino acids. The record is from RefSeq and is a predicted model, not a curated record. Lineage: Eukaryota; Viridiplantae; Streptophyta; Magnoliopsida; Fabales; Fabaceae.
AAGUUGCGGGGUGAAUAGCACGCGGCAAGUCUGAUGGUCAAAAAUAUUGGCUGGGAGUUUUCCACCCCGCAAACUUUUCCUAAUAAUCACACGUAUCCCUUCCAUUUCCCCAGUUUCAGUCUCAGACAUUAGAACCAUUUCUUCCUCUCUCUCUCUCUCUCGUUUCACCAAAAAAUACUCACCGCAAACCUCACCAAAAACCCUAAAAAUCACAUUUUUUCUCCAAAUCAACACAUCAAGACUCAUUGUAAAGUUGCUGGGUUCAAAAUAUAUUUCUGUUGCUGCGUUUUAACUCUAUUAGGCGUUGUGUUUCUUCUCAUUUUCUUCAUCCAACCCAUUAUUAAGUAUGGAAAAUUACAAGUUCUAUCGUAGUUGGAUGUACGAUCGUAUGUAUGCUGGGAGACGUGGACUUAAACCACUUUUUGAGGAAGGAGUUAAAUUGUUUAUUACAUGGGCAUUUGAUCAAGAAUGUUGUCGGGAAGAGGGAGGAGUGAGAUGUCCGUGUCUUAAAUGUGGAUGUAGACGUAUAAUAAGUGAUCCGAAAGAAGUAGAAACUCAUUUGAAGAGAAAGGGAUUUAAGGAAAAUUAUUGGGUUUGGACAUCAAAUGGGGAAGAAAUGCCGAUAAAUAUGCCAGAGACUAGUAAUUUCCAACAUGGCUCAAGUAGUCGAUCACAGAUGGAAUAUAAAGAACAGUUUAAUCUACACGAUGACAUGAUUGGCGAUGCUUUAGGGGUUAACGUGGCCUACGAUGAACAACAAGAUAGUGGCGAUGAGGAAGAGUUGCCGAAUGAGAAAUCUCAAAAAUUUUACGAGUUGUUGAAAGAAAUAAACACGCCAUUGUUUGAGGGUUCGUCAGACUCUAAAUUGUCUAUGUGUGUGAGAUUGUUGGCUGCAAAAUCAAACUGGAAUGUUCCUGAUCAGUGUCUGGAAUUCUUUUGUCAAAUGAUGUUGGAUGCGACUCCUACGAAAGACAAUUUGCCUAGAAGUUAUUAUGACGCGAAGAAGUUGGUUAUGAAGUUGGGAUUAGAAGUAACGAAGAUUGAUUGUUGCAUUAGAGGUUGCAUGUUGUUUUAUGACAAUGAGUUUGGUACAAACGAUGGAGCGUUAGAGGAAUGUAAGUUUUGUAACAGUCCAAGGUAUGUAGUUCGCACUAAAACCAUUGAUCAUAAGAAAAAACGCAUAGCAGUGAAAUCAAUGUUUUAUCUACCGAUAAUACCAAGGUUGCAGAGAUUGUUUGCUUCAAUGCACAGUGCAAGUCAAAUGACCUGGCAUCAUACAAACAAAACAAGUACAAGCACUAUGCGACAUCCAUCUGAUGGUGAAGCAUGGAAGCACUUUGAUCGGAUGCAUCCUGAUUUUGCCGCAGAACCUAGAAAUGUCAGACUUGGAUUAUGCUCAGAUGGUUUUACUCCAUAUGUCCAACAGUCGGGAACUGGAUAUUCUUGUUGGCCGGUUAUUGUUACUCCUUACAACCUCCCCCCUGAGAUGUGCAUGACAAAGCCUUACAUGUUUUUGACUUGCCUCAUUCCAGGGCCGUCGAGUCCAAAAGCAGGAAUUGACGUGUAUUUACAGCCUUUAGUUGAUGACUUAAAGAGGUUGUGGAUUGGAGAAUGUACUUAUGACAUAUCUCGUAAACAAAACUUCAACAUGCGAGCUGUUUUGAUGUGGACUAUUAACGAUUUUCCUGCAUAUGCCAUGUUGUCUGGUUGGGGUACACAUGGUAAAAUGGGACGUCCUCAUUGCAUGGAUAAGACGAAGGCGUUUACAUUGGAUAAAGGAGGAAAAAGUUCGUGGUUUGACUGUCAUCGUAGAUUCCUACCAAAAAACCACAUACUUAGAAAAAACAUGAAUGAUUUCAGAAAAGGUAUAAAAGUAACAGAUCUUCCUCCCCCCCGUUUUUCAUCAGUUGAAGUAUGGAACAUGGUACGUGAUCUACCAAAAUUCACAGACAAUGGAAAAGCGAUCAGAAUUCCAGGAUACGGGGACAAACACAAUUGGACUAAAAGAAGUAUUUUUUGGGACCUCCCAUAUUGGAAAGAUAAUUUAUUGCGACAUAAUCUUGAUGUUAUGCACAUAGAGAAGAAUUUUUUUGAUAAUGUAUUUAAUACAGUGAUGGAUGUCCAAGGCAAGACAAAAGAUAAUGAGAAUGCUAGAAAAGACAUGGAACUAUAUUGUAAUCGAAAAGAUUUAGAGUUGAAGACUCUACCAAAUGGGAAGCUAUUAAAACCCAAAGCUACUUAUAGUCUAACUCCACAAGAAGCCAAGCUUGUUUGCCGAUGGUUAACUGAAUUGAGAAUGCCCGAUGGUUAUGCCUCUAACUUGGCAAGAUGUGCCAACGCCAGCACUGGCAAGGUGACUGGAAUGAAAAGUCAUGAUUGCCAUGUUUUCAUGGAACGACUUCUUCCAAUUGCCUUCAGCUCAUUGCCAACACAAGUGCUCAAUCCACUAACUGAAAUUAGUCAGUUUUUUAGAGAUAUUUGUGCAUCAAUUUUAAGAGUCGAUGACCUAAUUAAGUUGGACCAAGACAUUCCUCUCAUUCUAUGCAAGUUGGAACAAAUUUUUCCACCUGGUUUUUUCGAUUCAAUGGAACAUCUUCCUGUGCAUCUUGCAUAUGAAGCUUUUCUGGGUGGACCUGUUCAAUAUAGGUGGAUGUAUCCUUUUGAAAGAUUCAUGGGUGAUUCAAAGAGAUCUGUGAAAAAUAAGGCUAAAGUGGAGGGUUCGAUAUGUGCACAUUAUUUGCAUCGGGAAACAUCUCAUUUUUGCUCUCAUUAUUUCAAUCACAUGAUGUUAAUUCCAAGAAUCACAAGGAAUGAAGUUAAUGUUACAGAAAGAAGUCAAUUCACCUUAUCCAUCUUCGGACUUCCUGGUCGUAGUUCUGGAAAGACGAAUGUGCACUGGCUGGCCGAAAAGGAAUUGCAAUCUGCUCAUGUUCAUGUAUUGAUUAAUUGCGUUGAAGUUAAACCAUACAUUGAGUUAUAUAAUAACUUCCAAUAUGAACUCACCGGUGAACAAGCAACAACCACUGACAUACAUGCUUAUUUUCCAUCAUGGUUUAAGCAACAAUUGGCAUGUAAUGUCGAAUUAUCUCCACAACUACUCCAUUUGAGAAACUUGGCUGAAGGUUGUUGUAGCCAUGGACAUGUUGAAUUCAGUUUGUAUUUGGCGGAGUACCAAAGGUUGAAGAAGGAGUUUUUAGCUAAACAUCCUGAGUUAGGCGGUCCACGUGGACGAUAUCCUCUUGAUCCAGCUAUUGAUCAGUAUUUGUGGUUGCAAGCAAGUAAGGGAAAGAAGAGAAAUGGAAAAAUUUAUGCUGCAGGGCCUUUAGCUAGCAACUACAAAAAAGGGGAUAGGUAUUCUUUAUUUAGGAGAAUUGCAGACGGGGAAGGAUCUUCACGUCCUCCGACAUUAACCCCUGAAAUAACUGAAACAAUUAAACAACUAGCUCAGAGUGAAGCAGCACGUGAAAAUGAAACAUUGAGAAAAAAACAAAUGGAGUUGGAGGAAGCAUUGAGACUUUCACAAGAGCAAAUGAUGCUUACUCAACAACAAAUUCAACAACAAGUGCAACAACAAAUACAACAACAAAUGCAACAACAAAUGCAACAAAUGCAACAAUUCUUUCGACAACAAUAUGGUGGUGGUGGAUUUGGAGCGGGUGGUAACCAAAGAGUAGUAGACGAGAAUGAUGAACAAAACGAAAAUAAUGCGGACGACCCGGAUCCUUUGUGAAUAUUAUUUUGAAUUUAAAUAUUUUGGAUAAUCAUGAAUUUCUUUAUAUUAAAUAUGCAUUUCUUUAUAUUAAUUAUGCAUUUCUUUAU